Messenger RNA from Tetrahymena thermophila SB210, 1176 nucleotides. RefSeq lists its product as hypothetical. The transcript has 6 exons. The record is from RefSeq and is a predicted model, not a curated record. NCBI's taxonomy places the organism in Eukaryota, Ciliophora, Oligohymenophorea, Hymenostomatida, Tetrahymenidae.
AUGAUAUUUUUCUUUGAAAUACCAGAAAUUAAGGAUAACGUGAAUAUAGAAUAACUAGCUAAGCCUGAAGCUAAAGCAGAUUAACAAGCAUAGCAAUACCUUAAUCAUGUGGAUUCAUUAAGAAAUUAGUAUAAAAAUGUUAUGACAAAAGAAAAAAUCAUUGAAAUCAUGAAAUUAAAUGAUGGUAUCCUUAACUACAAGAAAAUAUUUGAUGAUUAUCUAAAGACAAACGUUGAAGUGUUGGCACUUGUAGGCUUUAGAUAAUACAAUGUCCCUAGCUUUAAAUACAAAACAUUUAUUUCAAAAAACAUAUAAGAAUACACAACAAACUAAAAUUCAAAUUAGGAAGCAUGCGCAGCAGAAAUAAUGAUGGCUAGGUAUUCUUAUGCAUUCAGCUUUUAACUAGAUGCAUUCCCUCACUUAAACUACGUUCUCUAAAACAUUCAUAAUACAUUCAACUUAACUUAAGAAUAUAAAGAAAUGAAUAAGUUCAUCGCUGAACUCGAUACAGCUAUUGAGACUUUUAAAACUGGAAUUUAACCUAUAGAAAGAUUAUAUAAUGUGAUCAAUGAUGUUUUAUAUUUCUUGGUCUAAAGAUAACAAUUUUUGAUUCCAGAGUUCAAAUAAACCGUUUUCUAUUCUGUCAAAUUAAUAUUAGAAACUAGUGUUAACUCUUUAUAUGCUGAAAAAUUAAGAUUGUAAAAAGACUUCAAAGGAUUGAGUUAGAUUUGCAGAGCUUCUUUUACAAAAUUAACUUAAGCUCAUUCUAGAUUUUUAGAAAUAAAACAAGAAAUUAGAGAUGAUAUUAUGGUAUUUUUAGAAUCUGCCCUUCUAUUCUGGAAAGGCUAUGGUUUAUGGGCUUUACUCAAUUUACAUUAAUAAGAUAUUGAAUAUGAUCGUUUUAAAGCUAAGAGCUUUACCUAACUUUCUUAUGAAGUUACAGAAAUUUCAAAAUAUAUCAAAGAGUAGCUUCUUCCAUAAUACAAUGGAUUAAAACUAGAUACUGAUUAUUUUGAUUACGGAUAUGGAAUUCUCAAGCAAUUGGUCCUCCCAUAAUGUGAAAGAUGUUUAGCAGUACACAAUUUAUAAAGACAUAAUGAAGUCAUAGUUCUAACACCAGAUUAAAUAUAUGCAUAAGUAGAACCUAAAGAUGACUUUGUCCUUGCUUAAAAAUGA